UGGGGCUGAAGCAGGUGGUGUUUGGGGCGUGGCCGGAGAAGUCCCGCCUAGGGCCUGCAAUCUCAGCCCCGCGGGGCGGAGCGCUGAGCGCAGCCAGGCUUUGCAUUAGCGACCUGCUGGCUUUAAAGGCAGCCGUGAGUCGCAUUGCCUAGACCGACACGGAGGACCAUCGCCAUGCACCGUCUACCGCUGCUGCUCCUGCUGGGCUUGCUGCUCGCAGGCUCCGUCGCCCCUGCGCGCCUCGUCCCGAAGCGCCUUUCCCAACUUGGUGGCUUCUCCUGGGAUAACUGUGAUGAAGGAAAGGACCCUGCACUGAUCAAAAGCCUCACAAUCCAACCUGACCCCAUUGUCGUUCCUGGAGAUGUAGUCGUCAGCCUUGAGGGCAAGACCAGCGUUCCCCUCACUGCUCCUCAGAAGGUGGAGCUCACCGUGGAGAAGGAAGUGGCUGGCUUCUGGGUCAAGAUUCCUUGUUUAGAACAGCUAGGCAGCUGUAGCUACGAGGACAUCUGUGACCUGAUAGACGAAUACAUUCCUCCUGGAGAGAGCUGCCCAGAGCCCCUGCACACCUACGGGCUGCCCUGCCAUUGUCCCUUCAAGGAAGGUACCUACUCACUGCCCACGAGCAACUUCACAGUGCCUGACCUAGAGCUGCCGAGCUGGCUGAGCACAGGCAACUACCGAAUCCAGAGUAUCUUGAGCAGUGGUGGGAAGCGCCUGGGCUGCAUCAAGAUUGCUGCCUCUCUCAAAGGCAGAUAACCUGGCAGCAGCCACCACAGAAUGAAGGGGCACUAGCACAGCAGGCCUCUUCUGUGUUCCGGGGCCCAGGCCUGCCUGCCUGCCUCUAACUCCAUUCUCCUACGAUUCUCUACCCUCUCUGGAAAUCAUUGCAACCUGACCUGAGGGAGGAUGGACCAGGCCCAACAUCUGAUGGGCUGUAAGCCAUGCUCCUUUGCACCCCUACCAACUUUCUAAAGAGUUUUUUUCGUAUCCAAAACAGUCAAGGAAUGGGAACCAACAUGUUUGUGAACCUUAAGGUCAAAGUGGCCCAACCUGGACCUCCUGAAGUUAUGCUCACCCCACUUCUUUGUUUUAGUCACCAACUUUAAAACCAGGAUAACUGUAUUAAUUUCUCAUUCCAUCCUGAGCCUCUCUUCCUGCAAAGAGGUCUAGGUAGUCAGUCUUGGGUCCCUCUAUUAACUUCUGUGAUUAACUGCAUUCUCUUUGCAACUUGUCUAGUCAACACUGGGGCUGACAGAUCCUGAAGAGGCAGGGUGGUGUGUGAUAGAAACCUGUGAGAGUUAUUGUUGGGCAUGCUCCAUUAACCCUUGGCAAAGCACAGGUACCUGUAGGGCCAAGCCGAAGACCUAGGGAGACACAGCAAUCACUUCUGGGAGCGAUGUCCAAUUUUUUUUUUUUUUUUUUGGUAUGAUGCGUUCAAGAAUGGGAUGGCAUUCCUUAUACCUGACAAGAAACAAAACCAAAAAACUAAUAGCACAUGUGCUCUGGUGCCAGGUGGCCAGGGUCUGGAAUGGCAUAUCUAGUUCUAGAGAGGUACAGUCCCCUGCAAGUGCCAUGUAAGGAAUGUUGCCAGAUAUUUGCAACAUUUUUCUUCCUUAGGCCCCAACCCAGCCGUUUAUAUGAAAUUGUAGAAUUUUUAACUAUUGGAAACAAAUGGUUUUUUUAUAUAUACUUACUAUGCAGGCCAAAGGGGCCCCAUGGACUCACCCAGGGACAUAACCUGGCUCCCAGGUGGCUGCUUUUCCUCACAUCUGUUCAUCUUCUCAAUCUCAAGUUAUCUGGCCUCAUCUCUUUCCCCUUCAAGGUCAAGUUAUUGGUGCCUGGCCUCAAAGAGGGCUCAGCCUGCACUAGAGCAGGCCUACAUGGCUUCUGAGAGCUGGGCACUGUGCCAGCCUCCGAGCCAUCACCACCAGAGUAGACGGGUUCACACUGGAUUAGAUCCCACCCAGCAGCCACCACAUGGAACAGGGGUCCUGUGAAGAGAGUGGAUCCCACAUCAGGUUGCACCAUGACAACUUCCUGAGCCUUGGACAGCCCAGGUUCUGGACUAGAAGACUGGUCUGGCAAUAAAUCUUUUUAACUUGC
This is a messenger RNA of Mus caroli (Ryukyu mouse), 2103 nucleotides long. RefSeq names its product ganglioside GM2 activator (gene Gm2a). Gene Ontology annotation, cellular component: cytoplasmic side of plasma membrane. Gene Ontology annotation, molecular function: lipid carrier activity; enzyme activator activity. The record is from RefSeq and is a predicted model, not a curated record. NCBI's taxonomy places the organism in Eukaryota, Metazoa, Chordata, Mammalia, Rodentia, Muridae. Gene Ontology annotation, biological process: lipid transport; ganglioside catabolic process.